This is a messenger RNA of Temnothorax curvispinosus, 1375 nucleotides long. Its product is annotated as PDZ and LIM domain protein 1-like. Bases 906 to 1208 code for a protein of 100 amino acids. The record is from RefSeq and is a predicted model, not a curated record. The transcript is spliced from 3 exons. Lineage: Eukaryota; Metazoa; Arthropoda; Insecta; Hymenoptera; Formicidae. Gene Ontology annotation, biological process: actin cytoskeleton organization; muscle structure development. Gene Ontology annotation, molecular function: muscle alpha-actinin binding; actin binding. Gene Ontology annotation, cellular component: Z disc; stress fiber; adherens junction.
CCUCGGCAUUUAACGCACCUCGCUUCCCGCGUAGUGGACGCGCGCGAAGCGGGAGAUCGUCCGGAGGGACGAUUGCCAAUUAGCCGGGAGGAAAGGCACGCGAUUUGUUGCGGCGGGGCAUGCCCGGCAGCGCGCACACGUUGACACGGGGGGUACGCGCGGGUCCACGUAUAAAAGUUUUUCCCCGAGUCCGAGGGUAGUCCGGAGUGUGACUGGACUCGCUCGUGACACAACGAGGACUCACGGACUCAGCUGUAUCGCCGGGACCCGGAGCCGGGGCCGGGGUCGGGGGUCACCCCCGUCGUCGGGGCGUGCGCCCUUCGCGCGAAAUCAAACGUCGCCCUCCGCCCCGAUACGUUCGCGGCACGGCGCGCGAGAGAGGAGAUGACACCGCGGAGAUGAACCGGGGGGGUUUUCGAGGAAGGAGAGUCGAUGAGAGGGAGAAGGGGGGUGACGACUAACGAGGUCGGCCGAGAGGAGAUCAUUCAACGCGCUGAUCGGUGUGCGUCCCUUCGCCGAUCUCCGACCAGAUCGGAAACCAAUUCGAUCGUCCCGCGGCUUUCCUCCGCUCGUCUGGCGCGUAUACUCGUCGUACGAAACUGGUGGACGCGCCUCGCGCAUGUCAUCCCCCUUGUCGUAUCGGAAAUAGGAUGUAGCUUCAGCGCGGGCGCAACUCUCUCUCUCUCUCUCCCUCUGUCUUUCUCUUCUCUAUGCGGGCGAGGGACGAAAUUCGAAUCGCGUCGCGAUGCAGACGCCGAAAGACGAUCAGCGGACAGCGAUCAUCGAUCGUCGCUCGUACCCCAUCAGGCGUGCUCGACCGCGGGGUGAUCUGAUUUGAGUAACAGGAUCGUCGUGUUUGCUUUCAGGCAAGACGAAUUGUUCGCCAUUGCGCUAAAUCCCCCGACAUGGCGAGCGACGUCCUCACCACCGACGUUAAACUGUCGCGAUGUAACAAUCAGCCGUGGGGCUUUCGGCUCUCCGGAGGCGUGGACUUCGCUUUUCCUUUAACCGUCGUCAGGGUGACGAUCGAAGGCCUGGCCCACACAGCUGGUCUGCAAGCGGGCGACGUGAUCGUCCGCCUGAACGGAGAGCCAAUAAGUCAACUCACACACGCGCAAGUCCACAAUAAGCUCGUCGGCGCCGGCGACGAUAUCGUUCUAUCUGUUGUGCGAAGUCACGAGAUCGCGCGACGACAACGGGGACAAUAACGAUAUAUCCCCUCGCCGACGAGCUUCGUCUCCGCGAGCUCUCAUACCCGACGAAUAGAAGCGCGAAUAAAAGCGGAAAAGUCCCGGACGCACGUGUCCGGAUCGCGAUGCGAAGCGCGCGACAUGUAAGACAAGAUGAGUGGAAUAAAAUUGAUGGAAAAUACCGA